CCAGGACCAAGCUGGCCCGCUGGAAGCCGCUCCCUGAGCUCCUGAGUGCCGCUGGUUGGACCCGAACGGACCCGAACGGACAGCGGACCAGUGACGGGGACGCGCAUGGAGCCGCUGCUGCUCGGCUUUGGAUUUGCUGGGAAAAAGGGAGCGAGAUUCUGAAAACAUACUUUUAUUUUCGGUCUUUGUUCGACCUUACAGUGAAAUCCUCAGAAUCGGUCAGUCUGAAUGAUUGAGCGGGUCAUGGAGGAGGAGAAAAUGGAGAGCUUCAACCGGGUCGCCUUUCGGAGGAAGCAGCGCAGUCUGGACAUGGGACAUGGACGCGCUACAGAAAGGAAAGGCAAAACUCCAUGCUACCAGACCAGAAGUCCUGAUGAUGAGGCCUGCAUAGCGGUGAAAAUCGACCAGUCCAGAGCUCUAGGCUGCAGCUCGCCGAGGAAAGCCAGCGGCGGCUCGCCCAUCCUGCAGGAGUGUCUGAAUCGGGCGAUUGGGGGGGCAGCUGACAGGAGGAGGGGAGGGGUCAAUGGAAGAGUACCUGGAAGCAGGACUCUGCUACGGUCUAAACCACAAGUGCCGCCAAAGCCGGAGCACCUGCUGAGUCCAGUGUCUCCUCUGCAGCCGCCGCCGGGCAGCGUCCAGAAAUCCCCGCUGAGAUUCAUCAUGGAGGACGGAGGAGGAAAGCCGACCACCACGCCGCGCGACAGGGUCAAACCGUCCAAAGUGUCGGACCUGAUCAGCCGUUUUGAGGAGAACCGCAGCGCAGACAACAAGAGAGACGGCUCGGCGCUCAAACAGACCAGCAAGGUGUCCAGCUCCAGCUCGGCUCUCCGCGUCUGCCAGCUGACCGACAUCAGCAAGAUUCAGGAGAAGUUCUCGUCCCCGGCAGCCGCGACGCAGGAUGCCAAGAGGCCAGCGGCCAACGGGGUGCUAGCACAGAUGGAGCAGGACAAGGAGACGGAGGAGGAGACGCACCACAGCAUGAGGACAGAGACUGCUGAGCUCGUAAAUGGAGAUUUGGAAAGACCAGAUGAGGUGGACGAUCAUUCAGCUUCACAGCACUCGGACAGGACCGGUGCUGAGAAUGAGGACAGGGAGAAAACAACAGAAACUCAGCAGAAGAGUGAAGAGGGACACUCUGAGCAAAAGGAGACGAACGAGCAGAAGCUGUUUAAGAUCGCCAGCGAGCUGCUGCACACGGAGAAGGCGUACGUGGCCCGACUCAACCUGCUGGACCAGGUGUUCUGCACCAAGAUGAUGGAGGAGGCGAAUAAAGGCACUUUCCCUCUGGAUGUGGUGAAGAACAUCUUCUCCAACAUCACCUCCAUCCACGCCUUCCACAGCCAGUUUCUGCUUCCUGAUCUGGAGAAACGCAUGGGGGAAUGGGCGUCCACACCGCGGAUCGGCGACAUCCUGCAAAAACUCACCCCCUUCCUCAAAAUGUACGCUGAGUACGUGAAGAACUUCGACAAGGCCAUGGAGCUGCUGAAGCAGUGGACCGACCGCUCGCCGCCGUUCAAGGCCAUCAUUCAGGAGAUCCAGAGUCAGGAGAUCUGCGGCAGCCUGACGCUGCAGCAUCACAUGUUGGAGCCGGUGCAGAGAGUUCCCCGAUACGAGAUGCUGCUGAAGGAUUACCUGAAGAAACUUCCUCAGAACGACCCGGACCGCAGCGACGCAGAAAAAUCAUUAGAAAUCAUCGCCACAGCAGCCACCCACUCCAACAGCGCCAUUAGGAAAUCUGAAAACCUGAAGAAGCUGAUGGAGAUUUACGAGAUGCUGGGUGAAGAGGAGGACAUCGUUCAUCCGUCCAACGAAUUCAUCAAGGAGGGCCACAUCAUGAAGCUGGCCGCCAGGAACACCUCCACCAUGGACAGAUACCUGUUCCUGUUCAACAACAUGCUGUUGUACUGCGUGCCUAAAUUCAGCCUGGGCGGACCCAAAUACACGGUGCGGACCCGGAUCGGGAUCGACGGCAUGAAGGUUGUGGAAACGAGCAACGAGGAUCAUCCUCACACCUUCCAGGUGUCGGGCAAAGAACGGAUGCUGGAGCUCCAGGCCAGCUCAGAGCAAGACAAGGCGGGAUGGAUCAAGGCUUUCCGGGAGACCAUCGAUAUCUUCCAGCAGAAGAACGAGUCAUUCAAGAACGCUCUGAAGGACGUGGAGGAAGUUUCGAAAGCUGAGCUGGGGAAGCGGGCUCCUCGCUGGAUUCGUGACAAUGAAGUGACGAUGUGCAUGAAGUGCAGGGAGCCUUUCAACGCCAUCACACGGCGGCGGCAUCACUGCAGAGCCUGCGGUUAUGUGGUUUGCUGGAAAUGCUCAGACAACAAGGCACACCUUGAAUAUGACAACUACAAAGUGAACAAAGUCUGCAAAGACUGCUACUCCAUCCUGACAGGAGAAGGGGUCACCGAGGGCCGAAGGAAGGGCAUCCUGGAGAUCGAGGCGGCUCAGUUCACAGACAGCAGCAUCAUGUCAGGCUUCCUGCAGCACUCUGAGAAAGGAGGCAAGCUGUGGCAGCGGGUCUGGUGUGUGAUCCCAGAGAAAGAGUGUCUGGUGCUCUACCUGUACGGAGCUCCACAGGACGUGAAGGCCCUGUGCACCAUCCCGCUGCUGGGCUACACGGUGGAGGACGCCGACACGCCGGCCAGCUUCCGCCUGUCCCAGUCCAAGUUUGUCCACACCUUUGCUGCUGAGAGCGAGGAGCUGAAGCAGCGCUGGCUGAAGGUCAUCCGAGCGGCGGUGACCGGAGAGAUGCCGGCGCGGCCCGAAACCAACGGCGGCGAGAACAGCGGCGCGCAGGAAGCUAAUCCUGACGACACCUAGGAGGGUCGUCCGCUCACUCGGCCUGCUGCGGGACUUUCCUCCGCGUCCAACCCGCUGCCGGACUGUCCAGGACCCAAAGACGUCCUCUGUCCUGUCCUCCAGGACGCAACGGGACGACGGGAUAAGCUGCCGUCUCCAGGGUUUUCUCCUGCUAUCUGUGCUGGAUUACUAACGUUUCUGGUACAAUCAACACUAGAGCAGGGGGCUUCGAGACGCACCUUCUGCCCCCAAUGAGCACUAUAAAGGAACAUUCAGACUCAGUCUUUCAGGAGGCGUCCAGGAUGGGACUCAAACUACGUCUGCUGGUGCUGUAAAUCUCUUUCUUGUACAGAACGUUUUUUAUAUAAAAAAAACAACACUUUUUUCAUUUAUGUACAAAAAUUCAGUCUCAAGCUUUUCUGUUAUGAAAAAGAGGAACAUCUAAACAUCAUCGAAAAUAUUCACAGUAUUCCCUCUGACUGGAGCGCCGGAGGAGACGGUUUUAAAACGAAGAACAUGAAGCUGGAUUCUCAUCUCUUCACUCAAUCUGCUAAAACAAGAGACAAACAUAAAAAUUAUGUGAUGCAGAUUAAAAACUAUAUUUAUUACAUAUUAUUUGAAGCAUGGUAAACCUGUGCUUUAAAUAAUUAAACCUUCAUUAGCAAAAUAAAUGGGAUUCUUUUUUGUUGUUAAAAUCUUGUCUCAUUUUCACGUUAAGCAUGUAAUCACAUUGUAUUUAUUUAAAAAUCCAAGUGAAAAAAUGUUAGGAUAAACAUUUCUGCUGCAAUCAAAAGUUUCUUUGCUGUAAAAUCUCCCAUUUUUCUAUCACUACUUACGUUUAAUGAGGUGUAUCUUAAAGAUAAGAAAGUAAAACAACAGGUUGACACUAGACAGGCUCUCCAAAAUCUUUCUUAAAUUAUGGAAUAAAUAGACAUGAGCUAACAUGUAUGUAUAACUCAACAUGUAUGAGCUAUACAUACAUGUUAAUCUCUGAUCUAUGCAGAUUUACAAUCUGAUCAGAUUUGGUUUUCUUUGCGUGUUUAGCAUUGAGAUGCUAUUUCAGGCUAGCAUAGCUUUGCUGACAGGUUAACUGCUUUUAGUACAACUUGAACACAACAAUAGUUUUUUCCAGCGUCCAAUCAGAUCAGUUUAUUAGUCGAAAUUAACCGAGAACAGCCGCUUUGUUCUCUAGCGCUGUUGUUUUGCGGACGUUGCUUGUGCGUCAGAUUUACGGGCGUACCAGAAAUAUGUUCCGCUCGGAACAUUUGUAUGUAAAACCUUGAAGUCAUUAAUUACGUUAAAAUGUUAAAGCACAAAUAUAUGUAAUCAAUUAACUGAAAUUAACGCGUUAAAGUCCCGGCUGCAUGUUAAACAUAAGUUUGAAUACAAAAAGCCUAAUGAUGCCACUGCCGUAAACAAACCACAUAAAAUGCAUAACUUUCAUAUUUUUUCGCUCCCUUAUUGGAUUCAUGUUAAUGUUUAUUUAAAGAUUAACAUUGAAACUAAUACUGUAAAAUAUCAACUCAUCGAAGACCUCUGCAGAUCAUGUCAUUUUUCCUGUUUGUCUCUCCGAUUCAGAUUUAGCUAAAACUUUCGUUUGACCGGAUAUGACGCAACGUCUGCGGAAAUUAAUAUCUCCAUGUUACUGACGGCAGGAAAUGACAGAAAGUCCUUUAGGGAAAUCAUCAGAACUAUUAAACAUAUUUGAUUUAAAUGUAUGUUGCCAUUUGCAUCAAAAUAGCAAUUUAGUAUUUUAACCACGGCUGGAGGGAGAGAAAUGGUUUGUCUUAAUGUUUCAGUGUGAUGAUGGAGAAGCAGCACAAUCAGACACAGCCAGCCGAUGAAACAAGUGUAAAUGUGUUUUUACUGCUGUAGUUAUUUUUUAUUUAAAGUAAUUUAUAGAGUAUGAUGGACUGUUGAAUGGAGCACAAACUUGUUUCUUCGCAGUCAGCUGAGGAAAGCAACCAACCGGUCAAAUGGCCGCCAACAUUGACUUUGAGGGGAAAUGUGCCAAUUGUUUUAUUUUUGCUCAUCUCUGAACCGUUCCCCUCUGCAGUAUUCAAAUAAAGCAAAAACAAUAGAGCACAAACCCUGUGAUGAAUCUGAAUGUAAAUCUAUACUUCUGUCUUCAUCGCCUCCCCAAACAUUUGAGAAUCUACGCACUUUACACCCUGAAAGAAACAAAAGUGUACCUGCAAAGAAAAUAAAAGACAUCCAGUGGUCUGUG
This is a messenger RNA of Xiphophorus hellerii (green swordtail), 5026 nucleotides long. RefSeq names its product FYVE, RhoGEF and PH domain containing 4a (gene fgd4a). Bases 229 to 2820 code for a protein of 863 amino acids. Lineage: Eukaryota; Metazoa; Chordata; Actinopteri; Cyprinodontiformes; Poeciliidae. The record is from RefSeq and is a predicted model, not a curated record. Gene Ontology annotation, biological process: filopodium assembly; cytoskeleton organization. Gene Ontology annotation, molecular function: guanyl-nucleotide exchange factor activity; zinc ion binding. Gene Ontology annotation, cellular component: cytoplasm. The transcript has 18 exons.